This is a messenger RNA of Cygnus olor (mute swan), 2910 nucleotides long. RefSeq names its product 2-epi-5-epi-valiolone synthase-like. Lineage: Eukaryota; Metazoa; Chordata; Aves; Anseriformes; Anatidae. Gene Ontology annotation, molecular function: 3-dehydroquinate synthase activity. Gene Ontology annotation, biological process: antibiotic biosynthetic process. The transcript has 5 exons. The record is from RefSeq and is a predicted model, not a curated record. The coding region runs from base 624 to 2054 and encodes 476 amino acids.
GGUACCUAGUCCACAUUGCUGAUUUUGAAAUGGCUCCUUUGUAGGGAAACUUUGGCAUUUAUAGACCCACGGAAAGCUGGGCAAACUAAUCAAGACUCAGCUCACCCCCCAGCCAAACAGCCCUUCGGGGGACAAACACUUGCUGAUUAUUUUUUUAAACCUAUGAUAAAAUCUGAAAGCAACAAAAAGAAUCAUUCCAUUUCUCAAUGCAAUACUGGGAAUGUGAGCCCAGAUCGGCCAGUGCUGAACCUGUCCCCGUGCUCCUGCUCCCAUUGCGCUGCCAUAAAAGCAGGUCAGAGCCCCAGCCUGAGGUCUGUGCAACAAAGGAAGUUCCUGAACAGCACUGAGAACCACAGAAAUUGUUUUCAUAACUUUAAAUUUGCUGUAGGGCAUCAUGUUGGGUGUUAAUUCAUGCACUCCUAUUGUACUUCUUAGGCAUUAUAAAACUAGCUGAUUAUACAAGCCCAGCCCGGUGCCCGCACAUGUCUUCAAACGCUCCUACCACCCCUAGCCUGCAUCCCCAUUAGAUAACCUCAGUUUUGUAACUGGUCUCCUCGCCACCUCCCCUUCCAACACCUGGUCACCUGGAGACUUUAAAAAGCGCCUCAAAGGCACCCAGCUCCAUGAGCUCUCUUCACGAGGAGAUUUUCCUUUCUGGAAACAUGCCGGUGUCAGAAGAGCGCUUUGCUCCCGUGCCCCCGGCCGCCGUGUCCGAGGAGCCCCGGCACACGGACUUCCAGCUGGUGCGAGUCAAGAGCACGUGGUGCAGGAUCAAGAAAGGAGAAGCCCUUUCCGACUGUGAGGACAAGAUAACUCUCUCUGAAGCCAAAAUAGGUGAAUGUGUCUCCAAAAGUGGGAUUUCCUGGACAAUCGAAGCUCCCAUCUAUUUUUGCUACAAAGUGGUAGAAACGUACGAUAUUCUGGAUCCCUCUAACACCACUCUCCUCUGGGGUCACAUCACUGACCCCCAGCAGCUCGAGCUAGCCACUAGCGGCAAAAAGAGGCUGAGGCGCUUCAUUGUCAUAGAUGAAGUCGUUGAUGAACUUUAUGGCUCCAAAGUCAGGCAGUACUUUGAAGAGAAUGAGGUUCAGCACAAAAUCCUCGCCCUGCCGACCACCGAAGAAACGAAAUCCAUGGACCUGGUCUUGAACAUCCUGCAAGAAGUGCAGAACUUCAGCAUCGACAGGCGAACAGAGCCCAUCAUUGCCAUCGGAGGCGGCGUCUGCCUGGACAUCGUGGGACUGGCUGCGUCCCUCUACAGGAGACGCACGCCUUACAUUCGCGUCCCAACCACCCUCCUCUCCUACGUUGAUGCCAGCGUGGGAGCAAAGAACGGGGUGAAUUUCCUCCAGUGCAAGAACAAGCUCGGGGGCUACACUCCCCCCGUAGCUAGUUUCCUGGACAGGUCCUUCAUUCAGAGCAUCCCUCGGCGACACAUCUCCAACGGCCUUGGCGAAAUUUUAAAGAUGGCACUCAUGAAACACAAAGGGCUCUUUGACCUGCUCAAGAGCCACGGGAAAUACCUGCUGGACACCAAGUUCCAGUCUUGCAGUGGCCCUGCUGACCACGGCGAUGCUGCACUGCAGACCACCAGGAUUGCCAUCGAAACCAUGCUGGAAGAGCUGGCUCCCAACCUCUGGGAGGACGACCUGGACAGACUGGUGGAUUUUGGUCACCUUAUAAGCCCAGAACUGGAAAUGAGGGUUUUGCCGUCGCUGAUGCACGGCGAAGCCGUGAACAUAGACAUGGCCUUCAUGACAUACGUGGCCCAUGCGCGGGGGCUCCUCAGCGCCGGCGAGAAGGAGCAGAUCAUCCAGUGCAUGCGGGGCCUGGAGCUGCCCAUCUGGCACAGCGGCUGCAGCUGGGCCCUCAUCAAGAAGGCCCUGAAGGAGCGCCUGAAGCACAGCGGGGGGCUGCCUCGCAUGCCGCUGCCCACCGGCCUCGGCAUGGCAGACAUUUUCAAUGACACCAGCGAGGAGACCCUGGAAAGAGCGUACGAGCUGUGGGUCAGGGACUGCAGGACGGCACUGGAGGAAGGGCUGGCUGCCCUCUGAGAGCCGUGAGGCCUGGCCGAGGUCCUGCCCGUGUGUGGAGCUGCUCGACAUCAUAAAUGAGCGGGCAGGACUGAAUUUAAACAGAAUAAACACAGCAGCACCUGCGCACCCAUGAAAACUCCAGAGCUGCAGGGAGCAAGAACAACACUGGUGUCUGACCCAAUUUACCUCUUUUGGUUGCUCUAGCUGGAAGUGAAUUCGUUAGAGCAGCACUGUGCUCACACAGGGACCACUCAGCAGCGAAACCAUCCGCUGUAGGUGUUAGCGAGCUCACGUCUCCUUAGGUGGGAGGUGGGCGGUGUUUGUUCACUCACCUGGUUCAUCCGUCUCCACGGUCCUGCACAGCAUUUUCCCAUCGUUGCUCGUUGGACCCCUCAGGUCGACAGGCGUACAGCCUACAGACCACAGGGAAGAAGCAUCUUGAUAUCACCUCAUAAAAUCUCCACGCUAUAUAAAAUAUUUCAGAGGGAUAUCUCCCUCGUUGGUUUUGGCACCCUGAGUACUUCUCGCAUUCUCAGUUCAUUCAAAUUAGCAAGAAAAAUAAACAGCUAUCGGCCUUUGCUCUCAGCACAGGGGAACGGCAGCAGCAGGCCACCUCAGGCCGUCCCAGACCAGCAGAUGGCCCUGCUGUGACACAGGACUGGCUCUGUCCCUUGGCAGCCCUUACAAUCGCCCUGAUGUGCUGUCAGGCCUCAUCGUGCUGCUGAAAUCUACAGCAGUGGCUUUACUGCACAUCCCCUACAAACCGCUGGUGUGACAAAAAUGGUACCAUUUGCACCAAGCGUUGCCUGUGAACCAGGUUGAGCUUCAGGCUGGAGCAGCAGAAAGCCCUGGGCUCCCCUUCAGGGCGGGCUUC